Lepisosteus oculatus (spotted gar) is the source of this 5691-nucleotide messenger RNA. Its product is annotated as complement C1q and tumor necrosis factor-related protein 9A. Lineage: Eukaryota; Metazoa; Chordata; Actinopteri; Semionotiformes; Lepisosteidae. The record is from RefSeq and is a predicted model, not a curated record. Gene Ontology annotation, molecular function: protein binding.
UUGAUAAUGCCCAAGUCCCGGGUGAUCACUUUGGAGAGGUCUUGUCAUCCAGAUUAAUGACUCACUGUACCACUGGACUGACAAUGAAAACCCCGCUCCUCCUGCUGUGUCUACAGCUCCUAUGGCCCUUGUGUGGAGCGAUGAUAACGCCACAUCCUCCUCCAGAACGGGGUGGACCGGAAAAACCGCCAAACCCUCCUCCCAACCAAGACUACCACCCCAUGAACCCCGCAGAUCAACCACACAUAUACUCUCCUCAGCGCUUCCCCCUGACAGAGAAUGACCCGUUUCCAGGGAACAUAUCAUCCCGUUCCUUUGUCCCUGACAUGAGUCAGACAGUGGGUUUGGAGCCCGAUAUGUCCUACUGUCAGAUGCUGCUGGAAUCUCCUGUCCCGCCGCCCAUCGAGAGCGUCCCCUGGUUCUGCCUGUGCAUGAACUGCAAGGGCACUAUGGGACCGAAGGGGGAUCGUGGGGAGAGAGGCCUUCCAGGCCACCCAGGCAGUCCAGGGCCAAGAGGGUUCAGUGGAUUCAGAGGACGACCGGGAUUCGUAGGCCGACAGGGGCUCAAAGGGCAGAAAGGGGAUGACGGAGAGAAGGGCGAUCAAGGUGUCAGUGGUUUCCGGGGAGCGAAGGGAGAACGUGGGCUGAAGGGUGACAAAGGCGACCAGGGUUUGGAUGGGAUACCUGGACUGCCGGGUCCUCAGGGAGAGCCAGGCCAAUGCCCAGUGGUGUGUCAGGGAGAUCUGGGUCUACCCGGGAUGACAGGGCUGCCAGGACCUGCAGGAGUAAGGGGACCGCCUGGGGCAGAUGGCGUUCCUGGGCAUCCAGGACAGAAGGGUGAUAUGGGUAGUAUAGGGGCCCCAGGUCCGCAAGGGACGCAGGGGCCAAAAGGGGAGCAUGGGGCAGAGGGACAGUGCAAUUGCACGGAUGGAGAGAAGGGAGCACAUGGUGAGGUGGGUCCCCAGGGUCCCCCAGGGAAUGCAGGGCACCCCGGUGCGAAGGGGGAGGCCGGGUUGCCAGGAACCAAAGGUGAGAAAGGGGAUGAGGGCUUAAGGGGGGUGCCAGGACCCUGCUCUCCCACUAUCCAGUCUGGGUUUUCAGCUGCCCUAGAUUCCAUUUACCCAGCUCCCAAUCGCCCAGUGCCCUUCGGUAAAGUCAUAUACAACCUCCAGGGUCAUUUCGACCCCUUCAAUGGCAUCUACAUGGCACCAGUCAAUGGCACGUACGUGUUCAGCUACCAGCUGGUGGUCUUCAGCAAGGUGCUGAAGGUGGGCCUGUUCCUGAACUUCAAACCCGUAGUGAAGACCACAGAGCCGAGCGACCUGGGCUCGGCCUCCCAGAUGGUGGUGCUUCAGCUGAGUCGUGGCGACCGCGUCUGGCUACAAGUAAAGGACACCAGCACCAAUGGUAUGUACGCCAGCAGUGACAGCACCAGCACCUUUAGUGGCUACCUGCUCUACCCCGACUCCUGCGAAAUGCCCCUGUCCCGAGAUUUCCCCACAUACGAGGAGGGAGAUUACAGCUGGGGUGACGAGGACGAACCACCCACCAGGCAUUCAACAACCCCGCCAUAGGGCUCCCACCAGCCCCCUGUGUUCCCCUCUACUUCUCACCUUCCUGCUCCCCAAAGGAAGAAGGUGCCAACUCUCCCACUGAAACAGGACCUCCCUGGCACACUUUGGCCAAGCUCCAUUUAUUCCAGCCCUUCAUUGUCAUGAAAAGCUUAUGCUUUCUCCUAGCCCUCACCACGGUUUGCUCUCCAAAAACAUUAGAAAGGUCACGAACGAGAGCCCGUUUGGUAGUAAGUAGCAGAUUGAUCUGUGGAUCACACCCAGCCUUUUCUUGAAAGAAGCCAGUUUACUGAUUUCAACAACAUGCCUGUGCAGCUUGUUCCACACUCCCAAAACCCCUUUGCAAAAGGAAGUGCCUCCUGUUCUUGGGUUUUAGAUGCACUUCCACGUAGUUUCUACUUGUGUUCCCCUGAUGUGUUUCAUUGUUAAUUCUGAUUACGUCUAUUGCUCUGAUCUCUAAUCUUAUGUUUUAAAUGGACUCUUUAAUAUGCGGGAUGUAGCUAGUUCACCUCUUACCUCUUCCAUAGCCAGAAAACUUGAUCUAGAGCUGCCCGAGUCACAGUGAAAACUGAAAUAUGAGCAUCUCACAGAAUGCCAUCCUUACUAAUAUGUGCAUCGCCGUACCAGUGGGCAGGGAGCCCUGUUUAUGUGAAGUUGGCACCUUUUUAGAAGCCACAUAGCCUCUGUAGGUUUUGACAGUUCUGAUCUGGUGAGAUACCUUGUGCAAUUUAAUUGACGUCUGGUACUAUUUCAAUAGAAACUGGAGUUGGAUCUGUAAGAAAAUUAGACUGCUGGGAAAUCUAUUUUGAUGUUGUCCUCAAAAUAGACAAUCUGGCAAAGAUGUGUGCCAGACCUUGACUUUCCAACCUUUAGAGAAAUUAAAUGUCUUUCCAGAAAAUUGCUUGUUUCUUCAUAGGAGGUUGCCUAAUUUCACAAAGGUUUUAAUUAACAACAGGCUUUCAGUGUGCUGAUUUAAACGAACCGGAUUAAACAAACUUACAAUGAAACUAAAAGGUCACUAAACACAUUUGUUUUAUGCCUUAGUAGGAAUGAACAAAACUUUAACCUGUAUAAGAGCAGGCUGGGAUUAUGCAGGUAUAUGUCCCGAAAAAGGUGCCACUGUCCCAAUGGAAGUGACCCAGAAAAGGCUUUUAGAAGGUGUGAAACUCAUGGAGGAAGGGAGGCAAACAGAAAGAAGCCAAAUGCAGACCUGUCUCCCUGUAGAACUUUUUUCCUAGUAUCCGGAUGCCUGCCUGUCUAAAUAGAGGGUGGAUUGGAUUUAAUGGAUUCCAAAUGUUUCCAAUAAAGUGAUUGUACUUUGUGAUUUAUGAUUCUGUGGAUACAUUUUGUGGUUUUUAUUUUUAUUUUUGCUGUUGUCAUUUGAUUUUGCUCUGUAUAUUAUUAUUAUUAUUAUUAUCCUUUCUAAAUAAAAAAGAUUUAAAUGAAAUGUCUAAGGAAAACGAUCCAGCUACUGAUGGCACAUUAUUCUAAUGGUCUAGGAAGUAGUUCUGCUAUAAUACAGGAUCAUGGAAUAGAAAAUGCUAAUAUUUUUCAGAAUCGAGCACCAUGCAGUCUUGGUCAAGUAGAAACCAUAUUUGAAUGUGAGCCUUCAGUAUGGUAGGGAAUAUCGCUGCACAUAAAUUUUCAGAUAACCAGAAUUAAAAGACUGGUGCUUUAUGGAGAAAAGUAGAAUAAAAGACUAGUAAUACGUUUUGCAGUAUGUGUAAUGGAAACUGAAUGCAUGUUUUUUUGCAUUGCACUCAUAAUAAACAGCGUAACAUUGUAAUCCUGGUAUUACCUAUUCAUCUAUGUUCUAACUGCUUCAAACCCAUAUUACAGAAUUUAAUACCAACAAUUCUCUGUACUGUAGAGCUCAGUUUUUGACAUGUAUGACUGGAUUUAUUUCAAUUCAGCUGCUGUGUGAAGUUAAGAGCUUAUAUUUAAUUGGUUAUAUGCAGUCUUUGCACACAAGGAUUUAUUAAGACACAUCUUAAUGCAAUUAAUGCAAAUGUUGCUAAUGCAUCUUUUACCACAAUUUUCCAGCUUUCUGAAACCUUUAUCUCAAAGUGACUAUCUGGGAAAAUGCCUUAAGAUACAGAAGAACAUAAGAAAAGCUGGUUGCGAGAGGAGGCCUGGUAAAUGGUUUAAAGUCAUUUAAUAUUUUUUAAAGGGUCCCAAGGGCUUCAAUAAUGAUGAACUUUGUACCAGACAUCAUAAUUGUGUAUUUAAAGCAUAGACUCCCAUGAUCUUUCCUGAAUGUUCUUAAUCUGUAAUUUGUCAUUGUGUCAUUGAUUUUGCAGCUGUCGCCCUGAUCAAUUUGGUCAAUAACCCAUCAUGAUUACGAAUAUUUGAAUCUUCUCUGUUCCAGGCGACAGACUUAGCUGACUCAAUCUAAAUUCAACAUCCCAUUCAUGCCAGAAAUUAGUUUCUCUUAUCUACUUUGCACUGCAUCAAGAACAGCAAUACCCAUCUUGCAGCAAAGUGACUAAAAUUGAAUGCAAUAUUCUACACGAAGUCUACCUAGUGUAUUGUAUAAUUCUGAUAUCACUUUUGUUGAUAUAUAUAUUUUGAUUAUAUACCCAAACAUGGUUGGCCUUUUUUUUUUGCUUCUCCACAUUGUCACGAUGAAUCAGCAAUAGUAUUCUCAGGCUUUGCUUUUAUUUCGGUUCUAUAUAAGGCAUACAUUUAAAUUUAUCCAUGCGCUACCUGCACCUUAUACAUUACAUUUAUCCACAUACAAUUUCAUUUGCCAGGUAUCUCCCCAGAUCAGAACAGUGUCUAAAUCCUCUUGAAAUGUGAUUUGAUCUCUACUCUUUCAUCUGUAUAUGCAGGCAUGUUGUGGCUAUUCAAUUGCUUUUCUGCUUUCUCUAGAUGGUGUGACUGGUAGAACGGUAUUUGGAACUCUACCUAGUUGUGUAGCAUGUGCAAAUUCCACACAUUCACUAACUAUUCAGGAUUGUAAAAAAAGUUGGAAGAGUAGUGGUUCUGACACUGAUACCAAUGGCACACCAUAUGCAACCUCACUCCAGCCUGCAGUAACUCCCUUUACCAGUACCCUCUGCCCUCAGCCCAUUAACUGCUUCUCAUUCCAUGUGCUGGUUUUCAUUUCUACAGCCUUCAUGAUGUACAUGGUACGUGAAGUACAUAGUGUGUAUCCUAAAUGUUUCAAUAACUGAAAUGGAAAUAAAGCACAACCUUUUCUCUUUGCAUUACAGCAGGUCUUCUAGUACAUAUUCUUAUGAUACAUUGAAACACAAAUGAUUAAAAAGUCAGAGUGAUAUCAAAUUCACAAUAAAAAUACAAUAUGACCUGUAACCUACUUGUUUGUGAAGAAAAUGCAGCGCCAGUCCUACAAUCAAUUCAGUGACAUAUUACUCUAGCAGUUCUAUAAAUGUUCACUUUCUUCGUGUAUCAUUUUUAAAAUACAAAAUACUAAGUGUCCUGAUGGAAGUGAGAGACAGUCACUAGAAGAUCACACGCAUUCCUAACUGUAUUCCUUUCUCAUGUCCAACGUACAUGAAGUAUUUCAGGUCUUAUUUAUUUUUACUGAUAAGCUUAUUGUUGUUUCAUGGAACUAAAAUCCUUUUCUUAUUUCAAAAUUUAGUGUUGCCAUUGGAGUUGACGACCAGAAUAACUUCUACACAACAAAUUAAAACCUGAAAGACAAUGCAUAAUAAAUUAAUACACAUUAUCCAAACCCUCUAUAUCAGAACUUAAAAUUGACCUUAUAAUUUAAAUUGUAAUGGGUUUGUUCAAUGACAGUUUCCCUCUUAACAGGGGACCCUAGGUAUACAGAUAUCCAUUUCCCUCCACAGCAAGUAUCAUGAUUGUUAAUGGCGUGGUAAUUAACAUGACUGUUUGUCUUGACAGCUGACAGCUUAGUUUGCUUUAUUUUUUUAUUCCAGUCACAUUGUGGGACAUGACAACAAAUUUCAACUCCAUUAAAUAUAAAGACGUAAAGAAAGAGACCACAGAUUGAUGUUAUUGACCAUGUUAUUUUCUGGUUUUCGCAAGUUUUACGUACUCCAAACAGGGAUUUUCUGUAUCUCACAAGCUGAAUUGGUGCUCUUAAAAAUGCUUGUUUCUUGUGCAGGGCUGAUAUACGUCCUUCGCAUAUGCA